AUGGCGAGAGAAACGUCCAUGGCAGACGUGGGAGGACGGGCACAACCUUCUCGUUGUGAAUUUCAUCACGUGAGGAAGGUUGUAUUGAGGAACGAGCCCUGGGACUGCAAGAUCGGACGAGAUCGAAACCUCUACGUUGCUGAAGUUUCCAGAAAUAGAAUCAUCGUGUUGAACAAGUCCACCGGCAGAGCAACGGAGUCGAUAGCAUACCGGACCGAGAGCGACUGCUUUCGUGGUCCGACUUCGAUCUCGAUCAAUGAGCAGGGAAGCAUGUUUGUUGCCGACAGUGGUAGUGGAGUCAUCCGGGUAUUUCAGGGAGAACCCCUCUCCUGCUUGAGUCUCGGCAGGCUGCAGCCGCGGAAGCGACGACACAUUCCUACCCCAGGAAACUUCUCCUUUCCUCACAUGGUUUCAACUGUUGAUGACAUGGUUUGGGUCUGCGAUCCCGAGAGCUGCUGUGUGCAAGCUCUGUACCUCAACGGGACCUGCAAGUAUCUCAUCCAUGCCAACUUGACAGGGAUGCGAGUGAAAGUGCCGGAAGAUGGCUCGUUUGUGAGAUGGAGAGAUCUACCCAUGAACCUCUCUCAGGAAGUGAGUGAAGUCAUUCUUGGACCUGAAGAUGACUUUGGGUUGAAAGUCAAACCAAGUAGCGGAAGCGUAUCAGAUGAUUUCAACGACUUUGCGAUUACCCAAUGCACGGACAGCGGGAAUCAUGUCUUGAGAUUUUUCAAUGCAACCAACGGAGCUGAGCUCGGAGCGGCCGUUGGCGGCUGGGGCAGAUUUGUCGGCGAAUUGAACUACCCGACAGGCCUCGCGAUGCGAUCAGAUGGAGUCUUGCUCGUGGCGGAGUCAAGGAACAGGAGGAUCCAGGCGUUCGAGAUGACAAGGGAAGGCGUGAGAUGGCUGGGGUCGUCAUGCGAGAGAUACAUGACGAGCGUGACGAAUAUCUGCUGGGAUGACAACAUGAAGGACAUUUGGGCCUGCGACCCUAAAGCCAAGUCCGUUAGGAACCUGCGGCUGAGCAUACAAGGUGUUGGAGGAAAAUCCGAGAGCUUGAAGAAGCAACCAAAGCAGCCCAGGAAGCAACAACAUCAACGACAUAUAUAG
Molecule: messenger RNA, 1107 nt
Organism: Guillardia theta CCMP2712
Lineage: Eukaryota; Cryptophyceae; Pyrenomonadales; Geminigeraceae
Exons: 15
Coding region: 1-1107 (368 amino acids)
Molecular function (GO): protein binding
Source: RefSeq, a predicted model, not a curated record